AUGUCUAACCUCGACCCCAACGCACCCUCACAACCGACACAACAAGCCGGCCUGAACCAAGCUAGAAACCCAGCCUCCAAGACUUCGACCGAAGAAUCAACUUCCCACGACACGUCCAGCUCGAACGACCAGAUCAUCGACCACCGCAAGGCGCACGAUGUCCCCUCGCAGCACGGUGAAGCCGCGCACCCUGGCGCUCGAGGGUCGGGUGCUCGUGGUCCGCUGACCGAGAACUUGAUCCCCGAGUCGGAUUCGCAGAACUACUCUAAAAACAGCGAGCUGGAGGGCGAGCAGAUGCGCAUGGCCGGCGAGGGGGAUGUCGCGCAGGCUGUUCGCCAGGGUGGCGGUGGUGGACAUGCAGGCGAGGAGAGUCUCACAUCCGAGAUGGACAGGAAGACGGCGGAGCAUGAGGCGGAAUUGCACAAGCGUGGAGAGCGCACGGGCAAGGAGAUCGAAGAGGAGGAGAAGGAGGAUUGGACGGGGAAGAAGGCGGAUGUUGCGAGCGCACUGGGUGGUGGGAGAGAGACAAUCGACGAGGGCGAUCGGCCAAAGGUUGUUCUUGCGCCAGAGGAGUAA
Messenger RNA from Exophiala xenobiotica, 576 nucleotides. RefSeq lists its product as uncharacterized. The record is from RefSeq and is a predicted model, not a curated record. The transcript has a single exon. NCBI's taxonomy places the organism in Eukaryota, Fungi, Ascomycota, Eurotiomycetes, Chaetothyriales, Herpotrichiellaceae. Bases 1 to 576 code for a protein of 191 amino acids.